GAAACAAUAAUCUGUUGUAAUUCUUUGAUUUUGUGUGCGUUAAAAAUAUUAAGACAACUCAUUUAUCGAGUAUUUAUUUUCAUUUUAUUAGUUUGUAAAUGUGUGUAUCUUAACAUAGUAAGGAUUUUCAUCACUUAAUAAGUGCGGUUCAGUAAUUGUUUUUAUCUAGAUUAAAUCACAUUUUUAAACACCGGGAUAUUGAAAAAUGGCAGCUCAAAUCAAACCUGGGCCAAGCUCUGGCAACGAUAAAUUUAAUUCAAACCGCAAGCCUGUAUUAUUGGCGAAACUUGAAGGGUGCAGUGACAAUGUAAACAAAGCCAUAAUUAUUCCUGAAACUGACGGAGUCAUUAGUGUUUCAAGUGAUCGAUCUGUUAGAGUAUGGUUAAAAAGAGAUUCAGGUCAAUAUUGGCCAAGUAUAUGUAAUUAUUUGCCAUCACCUGCUGUCGAUUUAUUUUAUCGACCAAUAUCAAGACAAUUAUUUGUUGGACAAGAAAAUGGAACCAUAUCAGAAUUUAUAUUAGAAGAGGAUUUUAAUCGCAUGGAGCCUGUUGGUGACAUUUUAGCUCAUUAUGGUCGUAUAACUGGAAUGAUCUGGACUGAGGUAGCCAUAGAUGGUACUGUGGAACAAUGGAUUCUAAGUACAUCACGUGACAAAAGAUUUCAAUAUCAUAAUGCUAAAAAUGGCAAUCCAAUUGGUCCUCCUUUUGUGUGUGCAGCAUGGUGUACAUCUUUGGAAUAUGAUGCUGAAUCAGCUCAUGCUUUUGUUGGAGAUUACUCAGGAAAUAUUACAAUGCUUAAUAUAAAGGCAGAUGGUUUACAAGUUGUGACUACAUUGACUGGCCAUACUGCAUGUAUUGAAAUGCUCAUUUGGGAUUCAUCAACAAGGCGUUUGUUUUCAGCUGGACACGAUCGUUUGAUUAUAAUUUGGGAUAUAGGUGGAGGUCAUGGCACUGCUUAUGAACUUCAUGGUCAUACUAAUCGAGUAACAUCUUUGGCAUUUGUAUCAUCUAAAAACCAAUUAAUAUCUGCUGGCGAAGAUUCUGUCUUGGUAUUUUGGGAUUUAAACGCAGAAAGAAAAGAGACACCUGCUUGGGCUGAAUCAGAUAACUGUGAAUCUUGUAGCCGACCAUUUUUGUGGAAUAUCUCUGGAAUAUUUGAACGCAAACAAUUUGGUUCAAGGCAACAUCAUUGUAGAGCAUGUGGCCGUGCUCUUUGUGAUAAAUGUAGCCAAGAACAAUCAACAAUACCAUUUAUGGGAUUUGAGCUUCCUGUAAGAGUCUGUAAAUUCUGCAGCAGUAACAUAGAUCAUACACCGCUUGCAACAUUCCAUGAUACUAAGCACAGCGUAAUGUCAAUUACAAUGGAUCUUCAACGAAAAUGUGUCGUGACAGUUGGUCAAGAUAGAGUUAUAAAAAUUUGGGAUGUGUCGUCAUUAUUGUAAACUUAUUCAUAAUUUACAUAUUUAACCAUUGAAUUUUUUAAGGUUCUUUUCUGUACCUAAACUUAAAAAUGAGCCUAUAUCUAUGCAUUUAUCACUAUUAAAAGUAUUUAGUUAAACAUUUAAAAAAAAAAUUAUAUCUAAUGGAUGAAUUUG
Molecule: messenger RNA, 1594 nt
Organism: Melanaphis sacchari
Lineage: Eukaryota; Metazoa; Arthropoda; Insecta; Hemiptera; Aphididae
Gene: Wdfy2
Product: WD repeat and FYVE domain-containing protein 2
Exons: 7
Coding region: 206-1441 (411 amino acids)
Molecular function (GO): metal ion binding; protein binding
Source: RefSeq, a predicted model, not a curated record